Messenger RNA from Salmo salar (Atlantic salmon), 3999 nucleotides. RefSeq names its product phytanoyl-CoA hydroxylase-interacting protein-like. The record is from RefSeq and is a predicted model, not a curated record. Gene Ontology annotation, molecular function: protein binding. Lineage: Eukaryota; Metazoa; Chordata; Actinopteri; Salmoniformes; Salmonidae. Gene Ontology annotation, cellular component: cytoplasm.
AAAGUGCUUUACAGAUACCCAGCCUAAAAGUCUGCUGGAACUGUGUAUCAAUGUCUUUAAAAAGUAGUCUCAUACAGUUGACUUUGGAGGUCCAGCUCUCGGACUUUACCUUCUUUGAUUUGAGUCAUCUGCUUUGUAUUAUGUUAGCUCAAUUUAUUGCAUGCCACAACCUUGCUAGCUGCGGGGUAAAUUACUGCACUUCUGACAAACCUAAACAGCGCAUUUGUAACUUUGAUAACUCCUUUGAGUAGACCUACCCAUGCACGUGCUUUGGUGGCACAUGACUAGCUAGCUAACAAGCUCGACCUUGUUACGUCUUUACAUAUAGAGGUAAAACGAUGAAAGUUUAUAGUCCGUUGGUGGGAUCCUGCCCACUAGCUAGCUACGUGUAAAUGCUGCUGGGUAGUUAUUUCCUAUGCUUACUUAACUUCCUUACAUCCGGACUGGAGCGGAUAGCUAGCUAGCUGCCCAACUUGGCUUGGCCUGCAUUGCUUCAUUGGUUUGUGUGGAAACAGGCAAUAAAUCACAGGACAGCAGCAUCGUAGAGAUGGAGGAGCUUCCUGUCCCUCAGAACAUCAAGAUCAGCAACAUCACAUGUGACUCCUUCAAGAUUUGCUGGGACAUGGAGCCCCGGGUCAAGGAGCGCAUCACUCACUACUUCAUCGACCUCAACAAGAAAGAGAACAAGAACUCCAACAAGUUCAAACACAAGGAUGUUCCCACCAAGCUGGUGGCGAAGGCAGUGCCUCUGCCCAUGACGGUGAGGGGUCACUGGUUCCUCAGCCCGCGUACGGAGUACACCGUGGCCGUCCAGACUGCCUCCAAACAGAGUGACGGAGACUACGCCGUGUCAGAGUGGAGCGAGAUCAUCGACUUCACCACCGCCGAUUAUUCCACGGUGCAUCUAACCCAGCUGCUGGAGAAGGCUGAGGUCAUCGCAGGCAGGAUGCUGCGCUUCUCUGUGUUCUACAGGAAUCAAAACAAAGAGUACUUUGACCAGGCCAGGGAGGUGCAUGGGAACCACAUGCUGCCAGCUGUGAAGGACAACAGUGGAAGUCAUGGCUCACCUAUCAGCGGGAAGCUGAAGGGCCUCUACUUCAGCUGCAACACAGAGUUCAACACAGGCAAGCCCCCCCAGGACUCCCCCUACGGCCGCACACGCUUUGAGAUCCAGGCUGAGACCCUGUUCAACCCCAAGACUAACCUCUACUUCGGGGACUUCUACUGCAUGUACACGGCCUACCACUACGUCAUCCUAGUGCUGGCCCCACAGGGCUCGCCCGGCGAUGACUUCUGUAAGGCAAGGCUGCAAGCACUCGACAUCACCAACAACCACUUCCUGACUUGCACGGUGGACGAGGAGGCGGGCGACGGGGCGCUGGUUUUCCGGCACGCCCAGGAUGUGAUCCUGGAGGUGAUCUACACAGAGCCUGUGGACCUGGCGCUGGGCACGGUGGCAGAGAUCAGCGGGCACCAGCUCAUGAGCCUGUCUACCGUCAACGCCAAGAAGGACCCCAGCUGCAAGACCUGCAACAUCAGCGUGGGACGCUAGUGGGAGACUGAACUGCACCUGUGCUACACAGACGUACACACACGCAACCCCAACCUUUACCCACCUCUAUAUCCACAAAGGACCACCCUCCCAAAAGAAGAACAUUGCAGGAGAGGGACCCAGACUGUGAAAGAAAUUUAACAACAGGGUAGGGUGCUAGAAUUCCCAGUCCCCACACACACACACACACACACACACACACACACACACACACACACACACACACACACACACACACACACACACACACACACAUCAUCCAUUUUCCUAUUCAACCUCAUAGGAACCACCCUCCCAAAAGUGUGGCAUUCUAUUCAUCCCUCCUGCCGUUCCCAUCAGAAGAGAAACCAUGCAAAAGAGGGAGGAGCCCCAACUGAAAGAUCUACAGCUGAAGUGUGGGAUCCUAACAAGCCUUGGUCAGCAUCAUCCAAACCGCUAGCCAACACUGACUGAUCCUAACAAGCCUUGGUCAGCAUCAUCCAAACCGCUAGCCAACACUGACUGAUCCUAACAAGCCUUGGUCAGCAUCAUCCAAACCGCUAGCCAACACUGACUGAUCCCUUUAAAUGUUCUAACCAAACAUUGUUCCGUGCAUGUAUUCACACCGCUUUUCUCAUUGAUUUUCUCUACGGUUGUUUUUCAAACGUUUCCUCCCGUUGACUUCUUCAAAUGUUCUGUUGUUCACUUCAGUCCAGGUAGACAGAUGGUUGUGUUCCUGUUUUCCCAUCUCUCCUGGAAGGCGUUAGAAUGGUUCAGAUCCGACAGAUCUAAGUUACUCCCUCCCUCUAUCAGCAGAGACUGGUACUAAUUUAGGGCUGUAGUGUCAUCAUCUUUAUGCCAAAGGUAACACAAAAGGACAUAACUUGCUGUAGAAUAACAAUACUAAUGCAACAGCCACUAAAAGCAUAUUAACUCGGAGAUCAAGUUGAACUACUUGCUAACCAUUAAGAGCAUGAUGCAGUAUGUACAGCAUGACUUUGAAAACUGACUCUGUCAGUUCAUCUACCAUAGCUACCCUUCUGCAAUGUUAUGUUUGAUUUAUUCUAGUUAUAAGGAAACCAUAAACUGUGUUUAGUAAAGUAAUGUGAAAAAAUAUUUAUUUUUUACUGAUAUAUAUACACAUAUAAACCAGAAGUGCACAAUGUCAAGAGCUCUGAUCCUAGUAAAGAAUUGAAUUUUUGGAUGAAAAACACAAAAAGGAGAAAACAACACAGAUUUGAGUAACUUGCACUAUGCCAACAUUCACAAGUAAUUUUUUUUCCAAGGUAAUGUAUAACUUGAAUUGCCACAAUUCAUCAUAUCAACUAUGAACUAUUACAUAUCAUAGUACAAUGUGGGACUAAAAACUGAUUGACAUGCACAAACAUUCUACAGGAUUGUCGGAUUGUGUAUUCGGAUGACAUAUCCCCUUUGCCAAGAUUGCACUUUUCAAAGCGCAGCAUUUUAACGUAGUAGACCACGUUACGUACCUGUUAUAUCGACAUUAGUUUGGCAAGAACAAAAUGGAAGUAACAAUAAAGUGCCAUAAAAUAGCUUAGAAUAGCAUAAAAUAACAUGUAUCUAACUUCAACUGUGAUACAUAUUUGUUCUCUUUUUUCCUUAAAAUGAAAGUGUUACACUCGCUACAUCAGUUGCAGAAAAUAUUAUAAUUACAUCAGUUGCAUAAAAAAAGUAUAAUUUGUCAUGAAUAACAAAGGACUUGUUAAGGGACUAGAAAUAGCUGGAUGUGGCCCAGCAAUUCUUGCAUCAUCUUGCCAUCACUCUUAACCAAAGUGAGAGUCAGUCAACAUCAAAGUCAUUUAAAGUGCAUCACCAUGUAAGCAUCGCAUGAAACAUGACCAGAAGUACCGGUAUCUCACUUUGAAAUUUGUUCUGGAAAAAAAUGUAUCCAAUAAAGUGAGCAAAAAAAACUGUUUCAAAAUAAAAGUCCCACUGUGAAGGAGGCUCAAACUGUCUUCGGAGUAUCCCGUUUACUGAGCAGGACUUCCAGCAAACGGAGUUUAGCUUUUAAGUUCUUGUACUCGCAGUACUCCUCUGCCAUGGGCCCACGGUCCUCUUUCUGGGCAGCCCUUUAAAGACGAGGAAGAGAAAAAUACUAACUUAACAUUUCAGACAAGCUGCAGCUUUCAUUACUGGUAUAGUCCCUGUGUUGCCUUAUUCAGAUAACUUUGUACAGUAAGUAUUGUAAUCAGAACAUUUUAUUUUACUUUCAAAAACCGCUACAUGUACAAAAUAUGUGUAUAGUUCAGAGCAGUUGUCUCUAUCUCUCUGUCUCUCUCCCAAGUACUUCUUUGUGUCGUAUUAACGUCAGUAAAUGUGCAUCACGCUGUUGUGAUUCUUCUGAAUUCUUCUGGUGGAUGUUUUCUUUUCUUUUUCACAAGGCAUUGUUGAACUAUGAAAACCAAAUGUUCCAGUUUAUUAAAAGAAAAUUAAAGGAAAAGCAAACA